AUGGCCCACAUCCCACCGGCAGUCGUGAUGGUUAAGGGGCCCCACACUGAUGACCUCGACUAUGAAUCACAUCUCCAACAACAAUUAAAGUCUAUCUCGAAGAAUGUGACACAUUUACUCAUCAAUGAAGAUACCCCAUCGGACGCUGAAUGGGCUUUACUCGGGGCACAUUUCAAUAACGUGAAAGAUUUGGAAUUGGAAAGUGGGUUCAAUGAACAACUCAAUGACAAAAAAAUUCCCCUUCACUGGCCUCUGAGAAGGCUCGCAUUAAGCUCUGCAUGCGGGGAUCUUAUUCAAAGCCCCUUUAUUCGCCAGGGGAUGGUUCAGCACCUGAAGCUCAACUUUACGUGUAACCUUCGAUUCGAGGGCCCGACGUCCGAGGAGCUUCAUAAAGCACACCGAGAAGCCAUUGACAGAGGGGAGAAAGAGGUAGAAUAUCUUGGGAAAGAUAGUCAGAUUCGGGUCACCUAUCUCCCCCAGAUGGUUUGUGAACACAUGAGCAAGGUCUACUCCAAUCCUGAGCGAAAGAUGGAUCCCGAAAAUGAACCACCUGUUGGACCGAUCAGCCUCCAAUCCUUGGAGAUCUUCGAGAACGACGCACUAGAUACUCUCUGUCGAAUGUACGGAGCGCUUCCUCAUUUGGUCUACAAUCUUCAUAUUUUACGACUUCGAUCCACCGCUGGCCUUGACUUUGGUUUGGUUGGGGAGGAAACCUUUCGUCAGCUUCUGCCAGGGUUGGACAAUCUCAAGGUCUUGAAUCUGACAGUGGGUGAGAUCUUUGAUGACCCCCUGUACCUUCCAACGCUUUACAAUGCCCUACCUCCCAAUUUGACAACCCUGUGCUUGCGUGGGCCAGCCUCGCUCACUAAGUCGGAGCACUGGGCUGACUGGUUGCGGGCAUUCGAGUCCAGUAAUUUUCUUCCGCAUCUACAGCAUCUCGCCUUCGUCUUAGAUCUGCACUAUCCAGAGGUUAAGACUGGAUGGGGUCGGAAGGAAACAGAAGCGCCACUGGAUUUGCUUGAAUAUGCGCGUCGAGAGUGCCAGCCGCUCUAUGACAGUGCGCGCAAACGUGGGAUCCACAUUGAGGCCAUGCCAAAGGAAUCUGAGUCUCCAGCCUUGAGACCCGUGGAUCCUCGGUGGUGA
This is a messenger RNA of Penicillium pulvis, 1143 nucleotides long. RefSeq lists its product as uncharacterized. The record is from RefSeq and is a predicted model, not a curated record. The transcript has a single exon. Lineage: Eukaryota; Fungi; Ascomycota; Eurotiomycetes; Eurotiales; Aspergillaceae. The coding region runs from base 1 to 1143 and encodes 380 amino acids.